AUGUCUUUUCGAUCCUCGUUAUCCAACGCGUUCGACACCUUGUCGCCAUGGACUUCCUCGAAGAAGUUCCGCAUCCUCGAACUCCCCGACGAACUCAUCACGUUGAUCAUCGAACAUGUCCGCGAACGCAAAACGCUCCGCCGCCUGGCUCGGACAUGCAGAAAGCUGCAACAUCUGGCGGAGGAGAUGUUGUAUCGUUGCCUCUUAGUUCGAUCAAGCUUGACUCUGAACGGACUGGAGCGCGCGUUGCGUGCGAAAGAUGCGCGAUUCAAAGCGGUUCAAUCCCUCGACGUUCCCUGUGAGAGUGCGCGGCCACCGAGCUUCGCCUCUCUCGCCCACAUUGCCAACGAAGCGACCAACAUGCGUGAAAUGAUGUGGGAAAGUCCCGAGUGUAACCACAAUGACUUCGAAAGCCUCGGCCCUUGGAAGGAAAUGACAGAUCCGCUGUUCGCGUUAUUCGAGAGAGCAGCUACCGUUCCUGGCCAUGGUUACAUCCGCGAUCCGCCUCUGCAGAGGCUCCAGAAGUUGACUCUCCAUCUCAACGGGCCCGAUUCGCCAUAUUGGCAAUUGGACCAAACCUCCAUCCACAUCUUCCUCCACCCAACACUCCGCCAGUUGCACAUCUCAUGUGUCAGCAUUGUCAAUGUCGAAGACUUCACGCGGCAGGGCCAACACUCCACUCCGCUUCAGCAUCUGACACUGGAGGAAUGCAACAUCACGCAUGAAGGCCUGGCUGGCAUCUUAUCCUUCCCCAUGGCGUUGGAGACUCUCCAUCUAGGCGAGAACUGCCACAACCUGAUCCACUUCAGGCAAAAUCCCCUGCCCGCAUACAGCAACCAUCUCUUCGAACGCGACUCGAAAUCGGCCGUCGAAGCCCUCCAACAACAGAAACACUCCCUCCGAUCUCUCACUUACAUCACCGCGCCCAUGUACUCCGAGCUCUCCGUAUUCCACCCCACCACCGCCAACCCAAUCGACGGCGCCUUCGCCGACUUUCACGCCCUCGAGAGCGUCAAACUCGUCGGCUUCUGCCCUUCCUUCGAACGCGCCCUCCUCGCCCUGCAAUCCCCCCCAAACCUCACCCACCUCGCCUUCAAAGCGAAAAAGAUGUUCCGCAAAGCCCAAAACGCCAAACCAGAAGACGUCUCCACCGUCACCGGCAUCCCCUUCCUCCGCGCGCCUUCAGCCUCCGUUCCGAAAAGCCUGAAGACGCUGGAGCUGACGUAUACCGCCGACUACGGACUCAUGGUCGUUGAUCUCGUCCACUCUGGAUCGCGCGAGAGGUCAUUUAUCCGCGAUGCGGCGAGGGCAACGGCGGGGAUGGGGAUUGCGCUUCGCGUGCUGGCGACGAGGAUUGAAGGCGACAAGCAUUUCUACCCUCCGUAUCUGUAUGGGGAAGCAGAAGCGGCAGAGGAUGUCGUAUUUGUUGAUGACGAUUUCACGGGGAUUUACAAAGCGAGCGAGAGGAGGUUGAGUCGCGUUACCCGAGCUCUAAUGAUCUUGAGAAGGAAUUCCGAUGAUGAAUGA
Messenger RNA from Neohortaea acidophila, 1527 nucleotides. RefSeq lists its product as uncharacterized. NCBI's taxonomy places the organism in Eukaryota, Fungi, Ascomycota, Dothideomycetes, Mycosphaerellales, Teratosphaeriaceae. The record is from RefSeq and is a predicted model, not a curated record. Gene Ontology annotation, molecular function: protein binding. The coding region runs from base 1 to 1527 and encodes 508 amino acids. The transcript has 3 exons.